Molecule: messenger RNA, 3956 nt
Organism: Oryza sativa Japonica Group (Japanese rice)
Lineage: Eukaryota; Viridiplantae; Streptophyta; Magnoliopsida; Poales; Poaceae
Product: putative disease resistance RPP13-like protein 3
Molecular function (GO): ADP binding
Source: RefSeq, a predicted model, not a curated record
GUAUAGCUCAAUCUCCUUGGCGAUGGAAGUUUUCUUAAUAUUGUAGGCACCACAUUUCUAGCUGAUAAUGCAACUAUCGUGGAGAUCAUAAAGAGGAGGAAUUUUGUGGAAGAAGGACCUGGAGGUUGGGAGUCUUCGGCCUCUACUCAGUCAAAUACAAGAAAAUAUUCCUCAAAACUUAAUGCAUGUGAUGUAGAUUCAAAAAGAGGUGAAUCAACUAGCUGAUAAGUUAGCAAAGGAUGUGAGAUCGCGACAGCUAAAUCCUUCAGGUUUAUGAUUGUCAAAAUAUCUUGAGUCUUGCUCAUCCUAGAAACCUUUGUUAUGUUAGAGAUUUGAAGAACCAUUUCAGAGCAACGAAUUGUAUUACAACUUUACAAGUCAUGUGCUCUGUUUCUGAAAUGGAAAUAAAACUGAUGAGUUCUAAAAAAAAAAAGAUCCAUACAUUCAUGCCUGUACACGGACAGCAAAUCUACAUGUCAGAGUGGAUAUCGCCAAAUUGGUUUCAGAAUUUCAUCAUUGUGCUCAUGCCCAAUAUUUUUUAAUUUUCGGUGAGGAACAGAUGAGCAUCUUUCGUGCUAGCUGCAGACUCGGGUGCACUAGGAAUUUCACUGGUUUAUUUCACACGAUUUAUUUCAGUUCCACUGAAAUUUGUUUGGAAUUCAUUUGGUUCGAGAAGAGGCGUGAGAUACGAGACUUUGGGAGAGGGAAAGGGCAGUUCAAUACCUGAUACUUUUGCUCACUUGGAGCUUGACCGGAGAGAGGGGAGGGAGAGUAGUGAGGGGGGAGCAGUCGAUGGCGGCGGAGACGGUGGUGAGCAUGGCGAUGUCGGUGCUGGGCAGCGCCGUCGGGAAGGCCGCCUCCGCCGCCGCCGACGAGGCCACCCUCCUGCUCGGCAUCCAGAAGGAGAUCUGGUACAUCAAGGACGAGCUGAAAACUAUUCAGGCAUUCUUAAGAGCUGCUGAAGUAACAAAGAAGAAAGAUGACUUGCUAAAGGUAUGGGCAGAGCAAGUACGAGAUCUGUCAUAUAACAUUGAAGAUUGCCUAGACGAAUUCAAGGUUCAUGUUGAGAGCCAAAGCUUGGCAAAGCAACUAAUGAAGCUUGGUGAACGCCAUCGAAUUGCUGUACAGAUUCGCAACUUAAAAUCAAGAAUUGAAGAAGUGAGCAACAGGAAUACACGCUACAGCUUAAUCAAGCCCAUUUCCUCUAUAACCACAGAGGAUGAGAGGGAUUCCUACCUAGAAGAUGCUCGCAAUCAAUCAGGUAGCAACACUGACGAGUCAGAACUUGUGGGCUUUGCCAAGACUAAAGAUGAGUUGCUUAAACUGAUAGAUGUCAAUACUAAUGACGGUCCAGCUAAAGUGAUAUGUGUGGUUGGUAUGGGUGGAUUAGGCAAGACUACCCUUGCAAGGAAGGCAUAUGAAAACAAGGAACACAUGAAGAACUUCUCGUGUUGUGCUUGGAUCACUGUGUCUCAGUCAUUUGACAGGAAAGAAAUUCUGAAACAAAUGAUCAGGCAACUUCUGGGUGCUGAUUCAUUAGACAAACUCUUGAAAGAAUUUAGUGAGAAGUUGCUCGUGCAAGUCCAGCAUCUCGCUGAUCACUUGGUUGAAGGGCUAAAGGAGAAAAGGUACUUUGUUGUCCUUGAUGACCUAUGGACCAUAGAUGCAUGGAAUUGGAUUCAUGAUAUUGCUUUUCCGAAGAUUAACAACAGAGGUAGUCGCAUAAUAAUAAAAACGCGAGAUGCUGGCUUAGCUGGAAGGUGUACCUCUGAAUCACUUAUUUACCACCUUGAACCGUUACAUAUAGAUGAUGCUAUACACUUGCUACUAGCAAAGACAAACAUAAGACUUGAAGACAUGGAAAAUGAUGAGGACUUGGGCAGCAUAGUUACAAAAUUGGUAAAAAGGUGUGGUUAUUUACCGCUGGCUAUACUCACAAUAGGAGGCAUUCUUGCUACUAAGAAGAUAAUGGAGUGGGGAAAAUUUUACAGAGAACUUCCUUCAGAGCUUGAGAGCAAUCCAAGCCUAGAAGCCAUGAGGAGGAUGGUGACCCUAAGCUACAAUCACUUACCAUCUCAUCUUAAACCAUGCUUUCUUUACCUAAGUAUUUUCCCUGAAGAUUUUGAAAUUCAAAGAGGGCGCCUGGUAGAUAGAUGGAUAGCAGAGGGUUUUGUCAGAGCCACAGAUGGGGUGAACAUUGAGGAUGUUGGAAAUAGUCACUUUAAUGAGCUUAUCAACAGAAGUCUGAUUCAGCCCUCAAAAGUUAGUACAGAUGGAGUUGUUAAGAGAUGUCGAAUCCAUGAUAUCAUGCGUGAUAUCAUAGUUUCAAUUUCUAGAGAGGAAAAUUUUGUGCUGUUGACUAGGGAGAAGAUCACUGUUGUAGCGGAGGAGAGCAUCCGCCAUCUAGCAUUUCAUGGGAGCAAAUGCUCAAAGAUAUGCUUGGAGUGGAACCAUCUGCGCUCAGUAACUUUGUUUGGCGACAGACCUGUGGGGCGAACACCUGCACUUUGUUCACCACAAUUUAGGAUGCUGAGAGUGUUGGAUCUGGAAGAUGCAAAAUUCAAAUUCACACAAAAUGAUAUCAGGAAUAUAGGGUUGUUGCGCCACAUGAAAUAUUUGAAUUUUGCAAGAGCCUCAACUAUUUAUACACUUCCAAGGUCCAUAGGAAAAUUGCAGUGCUUGCAAAUUUUGAACAUGAGGGAGGCAAAUAUCUCAGCACUAACAACUGAGGUGACUAAACUCCAGAAUCUCCGUAGCCUCCGAUGCAGCAGGAGGUCUGGUUCUGGUUACUUUAGCAUAAUAGAUAAUCCCAAGGAAUGCUUGAUGAUCACCAUGUGCUUACCGAUGGUUUUCUUAACUUCAAUAAAUUUCAGUGACCGUGUGAAGUUAAUUCCUGAGAUAUGCAUGUCAUGUUCUACCCGUUGGUCUGAUACAAAGGGUGUGAGGGUGCCAAGAGGAAUUGACAACCUAAAAGAGUUACAGAUUCUAGAAGUCGUGGACAUCAACAGAACUAGUAGGAAGGCGAUUGAAGAGCUGGGGGAGCUAAUUCAGUUAAGAAAAUUAAGCGUGACAACAAAAGGCGCCACAAAUAAGAAGUAUCAGAUAUUUUGUGCAGCGAUUGAGAAGCUCUCUUCUCUGCAAUCUCUCCGUGUGGAUGCUGAGGGAUUCUCAGAUACUGGAACACUUGAGUGGCUCAAUUCGAUUGCAUGUCCUCCUCCAUUCUUGAAGAGACUCAAGUUGAAUGGAUCUCUUGCAGAUACACCAAACUGGUUUGGGAACCUUAAGCAGCUGGUGAAGAUGUGCUUAUCCAGAUGUGGGCUAAAAGAUGGUAAAACUAUGGAGAUACUUGGGGCACUGCCCAACCUUAUGGUUCUUCGUCUUUAUCGCAACGCAUAUGCUGACGAGAAAAUGACAUUCAGAAGGGGAACAUUCCCAAAUCUCAGGUGUCUUGAUAUUUACUUGCUGAAGCAACUUAGAGAGAUAAGAUUUGAGGAGGGCACCUCGCCAACGAUGGAAAGUAUAGAAAUUUAUGGUUGCAGGUUGGAAUCAGGGAUUAUUGGUAUCAAGCACCUUCCAAGACUUAAGAUUAUUUCGCUUGAAUAUGAUGGUAAAGUCGCGAAGCUUGAUGUGCUGCAAGAGGAAGUGAAUACACACCCCAAUCAUACUGAAUUGCAAAUGGCAGAGGAUCGAAGUCAUCAUGACCUAGGAGGUAUAUAAGGAUCUAAUAUAGUAUGUGAGCAAUGAAAAUCGCAUAUUGAGCUUGCCAUUGACAGAUCAUGGUCCUGACCAGGCCUUGCAUCUGAUGGCGAUGAUGCCCAUGACAAUCCAGCGUUGCGCUAUCAAACAUCAUGUUGACAACAAAGAGUUCAGUCUUGCACUUGAGAACCUACCCAGUUAUUAUGUAACGACACGUUUAUAUGCAUUGAGAUGAAAAAUAGACUUAAAUAACCAUAUAA